This is a messenger RNA of Diabrotica balteata, 1940 nucleotides long. NCBI's taxonomy places the organism in Eukaryota, Metazoa, Arthropoda, Insecta, Coleoptera, Chrysomelidae. The record is from the annotation of a GenBank genome assembly.
AGUUCGAAAUCUGCAUUGGACAAGAAAAUACUUAGUUGGAAAAUAAAAAGAUUCAAGAUGAACCUAAAACAUGGAUCAACUUUUAUUUUAAUAUUACCGUUAAUAGUCUUAACGCACGCCCAAGAUAAUGAUAAACAAAGAUUUAAAAGAUCGCCGAAACCAGAUUGGGAAGUAAACCCAGGAGCUAAUCGCGACGAUAAUGGUAAUACCAAUGCUGGCGUGCAAGUCAAAAACCAUGGAAGCGAUCACGAUUUUGAGGCCGGAUGGAGUAAAGUUGUCAGUGGACCUGAUAGAGCUAAACCAACAUGGCAUGUAGGUGGUACAUGGAGAUUCAAGAGAUCGCCCAAACCAGAUUGGGAAGUAAACCCAGGAGCUAAUCGCGACGAUGAUGGUAAUACCAAUGCUGGCGUGCAAGUCAAAAACCAUGGAAGCGAUCACGAUUUUGAAGCCGGAUGGAGUAAAGUUGUCAGUGGACCUGAUAGAGCUAAACCAACAUGGCAUGUAGGUGGUAGUUGGAGAUUCAAGAGAUCGCCCAAACCAGAUUGGGAAGUAAACCCAGGAGCUAAUCGCGACGAUGAUGGUAAUACCAAUGCUGGAGUGCAAGUCAAAAACCAUGGAAGCGAUCACGAUUUUGAAGCCGGAUGGAGUAAAGUUGUCAGUGGACCUGAUAGAGCUAAACCAACAUGGCAUGUAGGUGGUACAUGGAGAUUCAAGAGAUCGCCCAAACCAGAUUGGGAAGUAAACCCAGGAGCAAAUCGCGACGAUGAUGGUAAUACCAAUGCUGGCGUGCAAGUCAAAAACCAUGGAAGCGACCACGAUUUUGAAGCCGGAUGGAGUAAAGUUGUCAGUGGACCUGAUAGAGCUAAACCAACAUGGCAUGUAGGUGGUAGUUGGAGAUUCAAGAGAUCGCCCAAACCAAAUUGGGAAGUAAACCCAGGAGCUAAUCGCGACGAUGAUGGUAAUACCAAUGCUGGAGUGCAAGUCAAAAACCAUGGAAGCGAUCACGAUUUUGAGGCCGGAUGGAGUAAAGUUGUCAGUGGACCUGAUAGAGCUAAACCAACAUGGCAUGUAGGUGGUACAUGGAGAUUCAAGAGAUCGCCCAAACCAGAUUGGGAAGUAAACCCAGGAGCAAAUCGCGACGAUGAUGGUAAUACCAAUGCUGGCGUGCAAGUCAAAAACCAUGGAAGCGACCACGAUUUUGAAGCCGGAUGGAGUAAAGUUGUCAGUGGACCUGAUAGAGCUAAACCAACAUGGCAUGUAGGUGGUAGUUGGAGAUUCAAGAGAUCGCCCAAACCAGAUUGGGAAGUAAACCCAGGAGCUAAUCGCGACGAUGAUGGUAAUACCAAUGCUGGCGUUCAAGUCAAAAACCAUGGAAACGAUCACGAUUUUGAAGCCGGAUGGAGUAAAGUUGUCAGUGGACCUGAUAGAGCUAAACCAACAUGGCAUGUAGGUGGUACAUGGAGAUUCAAGAGAUCGCCCAAACCAGAUUGGGAAGUUAACCCAGGAGCCAAUCGCGACGAUGAUGGUAAUACCAAUGCUGGCGUGCUAGUCAAAAACCAUGGAAGUGAUCACGAUUUUGAAGCCGGAUGGAGUAAAGUUGUCAGUGGACCUGAUAGAGCUAAACCAACAUGGCAUGUAGGUGGCACCUGGAGAUUCAAGAGAUCGCCCAAACCAGAUUGGGAAGUAAACCCAGGAGCUAAUCGCGACGAUGAUGGUAAUACCAAUGCUGGUGUCGAAGUAAAAAAUCAUGGAAAUGAUCACGAUUUUCAAGUCGGAUGGAACAAAGUAGUUAGUGGACCUAAUAGAGCUAAACCAGCAUGGCAUGUAGGUGGUACCUGGCGAUUCUAGAAUCCUUUAGCGAUAGUAAUAUUAGGAAAUAUUCUCGUACUUUGUAGGUACUAUUUAUUUAAUUUAUUGUUAAUAAAACAUUUUUGAAAGUU